AUGGCACCACCGCGGCGCGUGUGCGUGACCGGCGGCGGCGGGUACAUCGCCUCGUGGCUCGUCAAGCUGCUCCUCUCCCGGGGCUAUGCCGUCCACGCCACCGUCCGCAACCCACGUGAUUCCAAGAACGCGCAUCUGAUGCAGCUGGACGGGGCGGCGGAGAGCCUGCGGCUGUUCAAGGCAGACGUGCUGGACAGCGCCGCGCUCGCCGCCGCCGUCGAGGGGUGCGAGGGCGUCUUCCACGUCGCCUCCCCCGUCCCCGCGGAUAAGAUCGUCGAUCCUGAGGCUAGUAGUACACAUCUGUCGAUAUCAUAUUAUCAAUACCAAUUCAUGUCAGAAGUGAUGGUGCCUGCUGUGAAGGGCACCGUAAAUAUUCUUGAAGUUUGUUCAUCUAUGAAGGUUCAGAAAGUUGUGGUGGUGUCAUCCACUUCUUCUGUUCAUUUUAACCCCAACUGGCCUCAGGCUAAACCCAAAGAUGAGAGUUGCUGGCCCGACAAAAAAAUAUGCGUGGAUAAUGAGCUCUGGUACUGUCUUGCUAAAACUGUUGCUGAAGAAACAGCCUGGGAAUAUGCAGAAAAGAAUGGGCUAAAUGUUGUUACAGUAUGCCCUUGUAUUGUUUUAGGCCCACAACUGCAACCCAUUGUCAGUACCAGCAGCGAACUUCUCGUCUAUGUUAUAAAAGGAGGUCCUAAUGCGAUGAAGGACAUGCUGUUGCACAUAGUCGAUGUCCGUGAUGUGGCAGAUGCUUUGCUUCUGGUAUACGAGAAACCAGAAUCAUCUGGGAGAUAUAUCAGCGCACCAAAUUACAUUAGCACAAAAGCCAUGCUGGAGUUGCUGAAGAAGACGUACCCUGACUACAAUUAUGUAAACUGCAAGGCUGAGAUGGAUCACAACUCUCCUAUCACCCCAAUCUCGUCGGCAAAGCUGAGGAAUCUGGGCUGGAAGCCAAGGGAAUUGGAGGAGACGCUCCUGGAUAGCAUCGAAUACUACCGGAAGACGGGAAUUCUGCAGGAUGGCGAGGGAGAGGGACACGCUUGCCGCUUACCUGAUAUCUUCCGGAUGUUUCAUGCCUCCGAGGAAUGA
Messenger RNA from Triticum turgidum subsp. durum (durum wheat), 1083 nucleotides. The record is from the annotation of a GenBank genome assembly. NCBI's taxonomy places the organism in Eukaryota, Viridiplantae, Streptophyta, Magnoliopsida, Poales, Poaceae.